AUGCCUGGAAUCCUCCUGGGGGACGUGUUUCCCGACUUUGAGGCCGACACCACCAUCGGCCGGAUUAAGUUUCACGAUUUCCUGGGCAAUUCAUGGGGUAUCCUGUUCUCACAUCCGAAGGACUUCACUCCCGUGUGCACCACCGAGUUGGCGUGUGCCGCCAGUCUCAGCGACAGUUUUGCCAAAAGAGGUGUCAAGAUGAUCGCCCUGUCCGUGGAUAGCGUGGAGGACCAUCAUGGGUGGAGCAAGGAUAUAAUGGAUUUCAACAGUCAGGCUUCCGGUCCUUUGCCCUUCCCCAUCAUUGCCGACCACAAGAGGGAGCUGGCCACCAAGCUUGGAAUGCUGGACCCCGACGAGAUUGAUGGCGAUGGCAUCCCGCUCACCGCUCGCUGCGUGUUUGUGGUCGGGCCUGACAAACGUCUGAAGUUGUCCAUCCUCUACCCCGCGACUACCGGGAGAAAUUUUGAUGAACUGCUGCGUGUUAUCGACUCAUUGCAGCUCACCGCGCAGAAGAAGGUGGCUACACCAGUUGACUGGAAGCCCGGAGACAAAGUCAUGGUGCUUCCCAACAUUUCCGACGCCGAUGCCGCAGUUCUUUUCCCCCAAGGUGUGACCACUAAAGAGGUGCCUUCUGGGAAAAAAUACAUGCGCUACACUCAGCUGUGA
Messenger RNA from Nerophis lumbriciformis (worm pipefish), 666 nucleotides. Lineage: Eukaryota; Metazoa; Chordata; Actinopteri; Syngnathiformes; Syngnathidae. The record is from RefSeq and is a predicted model, not a curated record.